Messenger RNA from Rhinolophus ferrumequinum (greater horseshoe bat), 3514 nucleotides. It is a transcript of the gene GNA14, whose product is annotated as G protein subunit alpha 14. Gene Ontology annotation, biological process: adenylate cyclase-modulating G protein-coupled receptor signaling pathway; phospholipase C-activating dopamine receptor signaling pathway; action potential. Gene Ontology annotation, molecular function: G protein-coupled receptor binding; G-protein beta/gamma-subunit complex binding; guanyl nucleotide binding. The record is from RefSeq and is a predicted model, not a curated record. NCBI's taxonomy places the organism in Eukaryota, Metazoa, Chordata, Mammalia, Chiroptera, Rhinolophidae. The transcript is spliced from 7 exons. The coding region runs from base 1612 to 2679 and encodes 355 amino acids. Gene Ontology annotation, cellular component: heterotrimeric G-protein complex.
GGGAAAAACAUUCAUUGCUAUAGACAAGAUCCCCUCCCUCCAACCUUCCGAUUUCUGCUUUUCCCGUGGACCUCCUUGCACUCUGCCUCGAAAUCUACACAGAAGACAAAAUCAGAUGUUGUAAUCUGAAUUCUAUAGUGCCAUUUGAGUACAAAGUGGUGCUUUUCAAUCUUUAAGUUUUUAUUAAUGCAGCUCAAACAUGAUCCUGACGUUCCAGGAGCCAUGCCAAUGUAGCUGUGCGGACCCAUCUUUGCAAGUCUGCUGUCAGGCUUCAGGGCUGGGCCAGGGAACAUGCCAGGUGUUGCUGGAAACCUACGAGUCCUCUCUACAAAGCAGGAAUCUUUCCCAUCAUAAAAUGCAAAAUAGCCAGCCGUUUUCCAUUUCCUCCCGUCCCCAGCUCUCCUCAUCGUCCGGUGGUGUAGGAAGGGGCUGGGAGGAUAUUUACUCUCCGCUCUGGCACUUCUCUUAUUUAACUGAACCCAGUGGCAGCUGCUUCUCUGAGCUCAGCGCCAGCGGGCUCAGGCCCAGCCGCACCUUGCAGACAGGCUGCCGAGCUGACCAAGUGCUUUAACCAAGCCCGAACUGGGCUGGGGAUGCGGGAAGCGGAAGGAGCCCGUCUAGGAAACCAGGGUGUGUGGGGUGGUGAGGCUGGUGUGCGAUCCUUAACUUCAGGUCGGCGUGGAAAGCUCAGCCUCUGGUGUCCCGUGGCGGACGCUCGGCUUCUCUCCACUCCACUCCUCUUGCAGCUGGGAGGAGUUGAGGCUGGGAGUUCGCAAAACUCGUUCACCUGUCAGAACCCGGAUCUGGGUAGGGAGCAGGGCCUGGCGACCAAAGCGCGCUGGUCACAGCAACCUCGGCAAGAGGCCCUUCCGCGCCAAUAACGCUACAGCCCGGGAGGCAGGUGUGGGGGCUGCUCCCGAAGACUCGAGGCCCCCCCGAGCCCGCACCCCAGCUCGCUGCUCGCCCUUUCGCCCGCAGGCGCCAUUGGCUUGGUGUGACACAAGGCCAACUCCGGCAGACGCCAGGGUUGCUGGUUCGGGACGCUCCGCCUCCUUCUGCCACUUAGAGCCAUAAGCGCCAGCAGGAACCUUUCCACUUGGUCUUAUUCUGCGGUUACUGCUGAGGUUUUCGGAACUCUCCAGGCCAGGGCCAGCCAGCCUCUUUACCUCCAACCAAAGUCGUCCCUUGGCCUACCUGGGACACCCCCAGGUCCGGGAAAGCCCGUUCUCCCCCGGGCACCGACGCCCCAACUUUUUACGCGCCGUCUGCGCCCUCUGCUUGGGUGUCCGGCUCCUGUAACAAGGGGACCUUUCGGGGACCGGCAACGCCCCCAACCUCAGCUUGCCCUCUCCUCCCGCGAGCUGUGGGCUGCGUGAGCCCAGGUCCCGGGUGCACUUGAGCGUUCCCAGCGUUCGGGAUUCGCCCCGCCUCGCAGCCCACCCGCUAGGAGGGAUUGAACCCCGGAGACCUGGGCCUCUUUCUCCAAAAUUCAAGUCGGUCCUGGUCUUUUCUCCGGAACCCGAGUGCCGGUCGCGGAUCGGCUUCGCGAGCGGUGGCGCGGAGGAUCCGGGCGCUGCGCACCGCGUCGCCCCGUCGGUUGCUGCGCACACCAUGGCUGGCUGCUGCUGUCUGUCCGCGGAGGAGAAGGAGUCGCAGCGCAUCAGCGCCGAGAUAGAGCGGCAGCUUCGUCGCGACAAGAAGGACGCGCGCCGAGAGCUCAAGCUGCUGCUGCUAGGAACUGGUGAAAGUGGCAAAAGCACCUUUAUCAAGCAAAUGAGAAUUAUCCAUGGGUCUGGUUAUAGCGAUGAAGAUCGAAAGGGAUUCACGAAGCUGGUUUACCAGAACAUCUUCACUGCCAUGCAGGCCAUGAUCAGAGCCAUGGACACGCUGAGGAUACAGUACGUGUGUGAGCAGAAUAAGGAAAAUGCUCAGCUAAUCAGAGAGGUGGAAGUAGACAAGGUCUGUGCGCUCCCUAGGGACCAGGCAGAAGCCAUCAAGCAGCUCUGGCUGGACCCAGGAAUCCAGGAGUGUUACGACAGGAGGAGGGAGUACCAGCUGUCAGACUCUGCCAAAUAUUAUCUAACUGACAUUGACCGUAUCGCCACGCUGUCGUUCGUGCCAACGGAGCAGGACAUACUUCGUGUUCGAGUGCCUACAACCGGCAUCAUCGAGUAUCCGUUUGACUUGGAAAAUAUCAUCUUUCGGAUGGUCGAUGUUGGAGGCCAGCGCUCCGAAAGACGGAAGUGGAUCCACUGCUUUGAGAGCGUCACAUCCAUUAUCUUUUUGGUUGCCCUGAGUGAAUAUGACCAGGUCCUGGCCGAGGGUGACAAUGAGAACCGCAUGGAAGAGAGCAAAGCCUUAUUUAAAACCAUUAUCACCUACCCCUGGUUUCUGAACUCAUCUGUGAUUUUGUUCUUAAACAAGAAGGAUCUUUUGGAAGAAAAAAUCAUGUACUCUCAUCUAAUUAGCUAUUUUCCAGAAUACACAGGACCAAAGCAGGAUGUCAAAGCUGCCAGAGACUUUAUCCUGAAGCUUUAUCAAGAUCAGAAUCCUGACAAAGAGAAAGUUAUCUAUUCCCACUUCACAUGUGCUACAGACACAGAGAACAUCCGCUUUGUGUUCGCUGCUGUGAAAGACACAAUUCUACAACUAAACCUGCGGGAAUUCAACCUAGUUUAAAAACUGCUGCCUCCUCCUCGCCAAAACCAGAAGACAGGACUCGCAAGCAAGCCCCUUGUGUUUAUUUCCGAGUGCUUCUGACAUCACCCGACCCAGCCCACUGGACAGCACCAAGGCCACCGGGACAGAGAUGGGUGAUGGAACCUGGAAGAUAUUUAAGUUUAGCAAAACUUUUUGAAAGUCUUUAUUCCAAAAUUGUUUUUAUAUUUCUUUUGACUUUUGGCUGUAAGACUGUCAUUUUGAAUUUGAUAUUUUAUAAAGCCACUGUGAUUUACUGUUUAUUUUUAAAAUUAAAUUUAAGUGUGUUUUAAAAAAUCAUGUAACGGAGGGGUGGGGGCCUGUUAAUUUAGAGAUUAUGCCUUGAAACAUCUAGGAUUAAUUUGGGUGACUUUUUUUUUUUUUAAAGAAAGUUGAGUUUUAAAGCUUUUUAUUAAAUCUUGUAAUUUUGAGGUAUUUUUAAUUUUUUCUCUCUUCAUGCUGAAGUAUGAUGCCUUUAACACACCACCAAAGAUUUUUUUUAAAGCAGUCGGUUCUAAGUAACGACUAUGUCAGUGCAUCUAAUUUAGUUUUACUACAGUUUGAUCACCAUGAAGCCAAAGUUGACAUAAGGUACAUGGUCUCUAGAUAGCAUAUAUGUUGUACUGGUGGAAAGUGUAUGUGUAUAUACCAAUGUAUAUGACUAUGCCUUGUAAACUGAUGAAAUGGCUAAAAGUACAAAUUGUUUAACAAAUAUAAUGUAACUCCUGCCAAAAUUUUGAUGGUCACCAGUUUUGCCGUUUGAACGAUGUAUGCUGUGCCUCUCUGAGGAGACUAAGAAUAUACCAUUCUGCCAUUA